Molecule: messenger RNA, 1920 nt
Organism: Halichondria panicea
Lineage: Eukaryota; Metazoa; Porifera; Demospongiae; Suberitida; Halichondriidae
Product: scavenger receptor cysteine-rich domain superfamily protein-like
Cellular component (GO): membrane
Source: RefSeq, a predicted model, not a curated record
UAUCAUGCGUGGUCAGAAAGGUCAAUCGAACACAUUGAUAAAUAGUAGCUAUAGGUGAUAAUAGUAGCAUUAGACACUAUUACAUGAUUGUGACUUCUAGAGAGAAUGGUUAUUUUACUACUAGCUGCUCUGCUGGCUACACAAGUCACUGCUAAAACAACAGAAUGCAUUGAGAGCGUCCUAAGAUUGCAACUAGCUCCAGACACAGACACCAUCAAAGGGUUUCCCGAGUACUGUUACAAUGAUACAUGGAGCAGGAUUUGUACCAUUGAUGGAACCUGGAUAACAAAUGAAACUAGGACGAGGGUGGCAUGUGAGCAAUUGGGCUACAGUGAAGAAGAUGCAUCAGUGAGACUCAACGUAUCAGAUACAUAUACAGUGGGCAAGCCCUUUGUAUCAGUGUCAAAAUGUGCAGAAGGAAACAAAACACUGCAGGAAUGUGGAGUUAGAAGGAUUGUGAACAGUAGUUGCAUGAUAUUGUUCAACCAAGUUCAACUAAUAUGCUAUCGAGUUACAUGCCCUAAAGAGCGAGUGAGACUAGUGGGUGGAUCUACGAAACAUCAAGGUCUAGUGGAAGUAUGCUCUGAUGGACGCUGGGGAACAGUGCAGACUAACAAACCAGCUGAAAUUGCAAGGGAAGUUUGCAGAAGACUCGGGAAUGGCGAGGAUGUAGCCGAUUAUGUUAAAGUUCAAUCAAGAUCUUCCAAGCCUGUCUACAAUUGUUCAAUUAUUAGGGGAACCCUGACCUGUCAAGAAUCUAUCUAUGAUAAUCGUCUUAUUCAUCUAAACGUUUCAUGUCCAAUUUCUAAUAACUCGAGACAAGUUAGAUUGAUUGGUGGCUACAGCUACAGGGAGGGGAGAGUUGAGGUUUGCUUAGGUGAUGACAUGUGGGAAUCCGUCUGCAACCUUGGUCAAGAAGGAAUCGCCGGAGAGGCUUGCUAUCUAACAGGGUUUCCAAGAGAAGGUGUCAUGGUUACUAGCUACGGAGAAGAGGAAGAAGGCUAUUGCUGUAAUAGUACCCUACAGAACUGCACGCAAUGCCUGCAAUGCAAUAGUCUUGGUGUUGUUUGUCAGGCUUGGGACCAAUUACAAUCAACAAACAAUGCCAGUGAAUGUGCAGUACAGCCUCCUAUGAUUGAGCCUACAAGUUCAUCUAAUAUAGCCUCUACUACAGCCUCCUCUUUAACAGAUUUCACAAGUCUAGACUCCACUACCACCACCCAGAGCCGGGGCACUGAACUUGUAACCAGUACCCAACCCACAAGCACAUCCCCUGACAACCACACAGCACUGUUUGGAGCCAUUAUUGGAGUGCUAUUUGCUCUACUGCUAGCUACACUAGUGGGAUGGAUGUGCACAUGCAUCAUCAUGCACAGGAAAAACACAAACACUACAAAGUCAACUAGUUCUACAAUCAACGAUCCAAUAACUACGGAUGACAACUAUUCACUGGCACAACUCAUUGACUCUUCACACUAUGAAGCCCCGCCCACUAAACCUCCACCUACAAUCCCCAGUAACGAUGCAACUAACAAGCGCGAGUCAAAAAUACAAAUAAUACAUGUGGAAUGUGCUACCUACGAUUACGUUGGCCCCGACCUGUCACUCUCCCAACCAACCAACCCAACUAACCACUAUACUGUGACCACAAGCGAUGGAGGCUAUGCUGUCAUUGAUAAUAUCAAACCGAAACCGAAACCGAAACCAUCCAACCCACCACCAGUGAAGCAUAUGUACGCAGCUGUCAAUAAGGAGAAAAAGAAUAAUGUUGGAGGAGAAUAAACUUUGCAACAACAGUUAUAGCUAUGGUGUGUAGAGACACAUUCAUCAUACAGACAUCUUAAUUUAGUAGCUAUGGUUCAUACAACCUUGUGCAUGCAUAAUUAUCAUAACACUGAUUGUACAGUAAUCACAAUACAC